This is a messenger RNA of Annulohypoxylon maeteangense, 2251 nucleotides long. Its product is annotated as GTP-binding protein Obg/CgtA. Gene Ontology annotation, molecular function: GTP binding; GTPase activity. Bases 221 to 2062 code for a protein of 613 amino acids. The transcript has a single exon. The record is from RefSeq and is a predicted model, not a curated record. Gene Ontology annotation, cellular component: mitochondrion. NCBI's taxonomy places the organism in Eukaryota, Fungi, Ascomycota, Sordariomycetes, Xylariales, Hypoxylaceae.
UCUUAUCUCCGCCAAUAUCUUAUCUGCAUAUUGGUGAAGAAAAGAAAGAAAAAAAAUCGUUGGAAGGAUCAUGGAGGGAUGCAUCGAUCCCGUCAUCGAUCACCCAACUAGCCGAAGCUGCAGCUCUCCGUCCCGACCAAUCAACCAAUGGACGGGAAGCCAACGAAAACUUCAAUUAUGAAUUUUAUAACAUAAACAAAAGCCCAAUUCCAACUCAAAAAUGCCGCCCCGGUGCCCCUCGAGCACAGGAAUCCUCCUGCCCUUCUUAUACCCCUCGCUCUUCCGCACCGCCCCCCGCAAAUCCCUCCAGCUCUCCAUCCCGCACCGAGCCGCCCUCACAAUCCUCCACUCGACCUCCGCAGACACCCCGUCCCCAGGGUCUACCUCAACCGACACCUCGCCCUCCGAAUCCAGCUCCUCACUUCCUGCCUCACGUCUAAACCCCCCACCAGACGACUACGCGCAAUCGACAUUCGCAGACAAAGCGCGCGUGACAGUGCACGCCGGAAGCGGUGGUCAUGGCUGCAUCUCGUUUCUGCGAGAAGCGUACCUAGCGGAAGGACCCGCGAACGGCGGCGACGGCGGACACGGGGGCAACGUGUACAUCCAAGCCGUGCACGGGGAAACCUCUCUGCACAAGCUAGCGCGGCGACGGGUCCUCCGCGCCGGCCGGGGCAAAACCGGCCAAGGCAGCGCGCGGGGCGGGUCGCGGGGCGAUGACAUGGUGAUCCAAGUGCCCGUGGGGACAGUGGUGCGGGAAAUAGGACGCAUCGACCCCGUCGUAGAGGAACGGCUGCAUUUCAAGGCGGCGCGGGAGAAGGAGCGGGAGUACGAGCGGUUGGUGCGGGAGGUGGAGGCGAAGAAUGCGGAGCUGGAGGAUGUGGAGGGUGCGAUUCGCGCGGAGAUGCCGGAGAUGCCUGAGCGCCCGCACUUGAAUAAGUUUAUUUUGUACCCCGGGAUCUCGGAGACUGAGAAACGCGCUAUAUUGCUGCCUCGCUUACCCAGGCGCGAGCGGUUGUUCGUGCAGCCCGAUGGCCCGAUACACCUGGACUUAUCGACGCCGACGCCGCGGCCGAUUCUCAUAGCUGCGGGUGGGAUAGGCGGGUUAGGGAACCCGCACUUUGUGUCGAAAGAGCGGCCGCGACCACUAUUCGCCACGAAGGGCGAGCGAGCCGUGACUAUGCAACUCGAGCUCGAGCUAAAGCUUCUCGCCGACGUGGGUUUAGUCGGGUUGCCCAACGCCGGUAAAUCGACUCUUCUACGCUCCUUAACUAACAGCCGCGCGCGCGUCGGAAACUGGGCUUUCACAACGCUACAACCGAACAUCGGCACCGUCGUGCUCGACAACCACAAAGGGCGUCCGAUACCCGUCCCCAAGCCCUCACACCCAGCGCCCCACUCCGUGAUCCACGACGCGCAAUACGGCUCCGUAGUCCUAUCCCGCCAACCGGACCACUACUCUCUCCACACACCAGGCCCCGAGCCACGAACACGGUUCACAGUCGCCGACAUCCCCGGCCUAAUCGAAGGCGCGCACCUCGAUCGCGGCCUCGGCGUCGCCUUCCUGCGACACGUCGAGCGCGCCGGCGUCCUCGCCUUCGUCAUCGACUUGAGCGCCGGCGACGCCGUCGAAGCCCUAAAAGCGCUAUGGACCGAAGUAGGGCUCUACGCGCGAAUGCGCGAAGAAGAGGAGAAAGAGCGGGAGAUCGGGAGCCGGAUCGAUUGGGAAGGCGACGGCAGUCGCUCACCGAUGAUGAAUUACGGGGGCCAGAUGAUCGUCGCAGACUUACCCGAGGCGGAUACUAGUGGGGAAGGCGGACUGCAUAUUGCGGCGAAACCAUGGUUCGUGGUUGCUACGAAGGGCGAUUUGCCCGGAACCCAGGAGAACUACGCGCGGCUGAAGGAGUACCUCGACGCUGUGACGGACCGGCGAGAGCCGCAUCCGAGUAUGGUUGAGGGUGCGUGGAUAAGCGACUGUGCUGCGAUACCCGUGAGUGCUAUCCACGGACAAGGUGUCGAUAGAAUUAUACACUGGACUGUGGGGCUACUAGAUGGGGAGUGAUAACAAACAUAUGUAGAUGUCCCCAAGGGCAGUUUUUUGUAUACCUAUUGAUAAAAGCUCAAGCGAUCUGUUGUACACCUAGUGCCGACCCGUAUAACGACCUAAAAGCAAAUGAAAAUGCCAACUUCCCCAAUUUUUAGCUCACGCUGUUUUUCUCCAGUUCCGUAACUGUAAGGAUCGCUUUAGAAU